UGUGUUUGGGAGCAGGAUGUUCUGGUUCUGGCCCCUGUCCUGGCUGUGGGAGAAGCUCUCCAUGAGUCUGCAGGUGCGGCACCGCCUCGCACACCUGCGGGAGGUCUUCAGCACCGAGAGGGCCGACACUCACGUCUCCUUCAUGAGAAAAGCCAACGUGCUGUGCUCCCUGCUGAUCGACACUGCGCUGGGCCUGUUCAUCGUGUCCCUGCUGUACCGGGAGGACCGCAUUUCACUCAUCGCCGAUGCCCUUCUGCCCCUUGCGGAGAAUGUUGCGUCGGAGCUACGCAGCCUACUGCAGUGGCUCAUGGGAGUUCCUGCUGGCCUCAAGUUGAACAACGCACUCGACCAAACGCUCGGAAGAUUCUUCCUCUACCACAUCCACCUCUGGCUCAGCUACCUGUCAGUGCUGGCGCCGCUGGUGCGGCCUGUGCUGUGGCACGCUGGGCUCUCUGCCUGCCUGGGCGCCUCCAUCCUGCUCUCCGUGGCGUCUGACAUUCUCUCGCUGCUCACCUUCCACAUCUACUGCUUCUACGUCUACGCCGCCAGGCUUUACAAGCUCAUGGUGUACGGCCUCACCUCCCUCUGGAGGCUGUUCCGAGGCAAGAAGUGGAACGUGUUGCGACGCCGCGUCGACUCGUGCUCCUAUGACGUCGAUCAGCUCUUCCUGGGUACCCUGCUCUUCACAAUCCUCCUGUUCCUGCUGCCCACGGUGGCGCUUUAUUACCUCGUCUUCUCGCUGCUGCGUCUGGCGGUGGUGUUAGCCCAGGGCGCCCUGCACCAGCUGGUGGAGCUCAUCAAUUCGGUCCCCACCUUCGCGCUGGGACUCCGAAUCUGCCGGGGCUACCGCUUGGCAGACGGUAUCACGAUGGAGGUUCUGGAACAGAACUCGAGCAGGAUUCUGCAUCUGGACAUGCAGAUCCAGCCAGUGUCACUGAUGAGUGUCCUGCGGCGGUACCGCCUGCCGACGUACAGCAGCUCGGCGCAGCACUCGUGGCUGUCACUGCUUGGCAAGCUGUGCGCCGGCGACCUAAUCUACCCGUGGCGGCACAAGGACGAGAAAGUGGAGUAGACGCCCCAGAGGUCACGUGCACUCGAGCGUGCACGGAGGGGCACCCGCCCGUCUCUCGGAGGCAGUUUGCUCUGUGGUGGUGUCGGUGGCGUCGGUGGCAGAUGUGUGGGGCCCAUGAUGACGCAGAAUGGAUCUCUGUGGUCCUAGUUCUCAUACAGUACAGCAAGCAGUCCACAUUUUUUUAAUUCCUAAAACAACAAGUGGGCAUAGUGUGUACAUAUACAGCCCCUUUUGUCUGUCCACUAGAUGAUUGCCUCCCUACGCCACGCAAGCAAUGGAGGUAAUUUGACCAUACUUCACCUCGCUCGUCAGUUCCAGUGUGCGAAGGCAGGGAGCUUAGAAAUGCAGUUCAACAAUGUAUUUUGACGCACUGCCCUCUGCUGCCCAGUGCCUGAACACACCCGUGUGUUGGCUUGGCGAUUGCCAAUCCAUCCUCGCUGAGCUUCUUUGAGCUGAUGAGAUGGCAUGCGUUCCAGGUGAUUUGGUUAUAUGCCAACACAGUAUGCUUACUACAUUGUUACGUGGAGAUUGUCAGGAAAUGGAUCAAUUUGGACUGGUGGAAUGAGAACGAGUGUCUGAGAGCCCCAUAAUAAUUUAUAAAAAGCCUCCACCGGCAGCGUCGACGUUUUUCUUUUGUAACGUGUGUCGUCUUAAGUCUCCCCUGUGCAUUUAUUGAGUUUGGAUGAGGCCACCUGCCUCGCUGUCCGUGUGCCUGUGCUCCCCUCUUACUCUCCGCGUUCUCCCCGUACCCCCCACGUGCUCCGGUCUCGUGGUUUGUCGUUGCCAUGAAGGAUACUUCCUUGUGAGCCCAUUGACUCCCUAGACGCCCUGCUGGUACAAAAACAAAACUAAAAUAUCCACAAUUCCCUAAUACUCAGGUCUUAGUUGCAAGAGAGAUCUCUCUCAGUGGGCUCACACGUGGAUAGGAAGAACACACGGGCGGCGGUCACCGUUAUUCCACCCGUGCGCUCCCCCCCCUCCUGUUUAUUCAUUCCUCGAUGAUGUGUGCCCUACUUUUGCCGCCCCCCCCCCCCACCACCGCCGCCAGAACCUUGUUUAAAUGGUCGUUCCCCGUGUCACUCUUGUGAUUUAUGAAACCCAACGUGUCUUCGCCGUAAAAUUAGAUAAUGCCCUUAUGGGCAUCUUUUUUUUUACGCGGGGGUUGGGGGGGGUAGCCGGUGGGCCCUUGGGACACGACCCAGUAAACCCGGCACCCCCCACCCUCCCCACCAUCCCCACCCCUAUCGGUAGUUGCUUUGCGGAACCGCGUUUCGCUUUAGAAAACGAGAAGCGAGAUGGCGCACACACACACACCACCCCCACCCGAUCAAAAUUAUUCUACAUGCCUCGUGCAUAUGAAUACAUACUGUACACCGUUGUAAAGUAUGGGCUAUCCUGUAUAUGUGCUGAUUUUUCGUCUGCUUUUUGGGACCAUUUUGUAAAAGUGACGUUUUGAGGUCAUGGGAGAGAUGAUGAUGGCACGUUUAUGACCAUAACUGUUGUUGUGCUCGUCUUAAUAAACAGAUCGAUGUAACUGUUAAUAAAAAAAAUGUGUUUUUAAGGCCAGUUUUGUUUUGUUGUGGAGUACAUAUUUGUAAAAAAAACUUUUAAAAAAUCUGCGCUCUAAAUGAACAAUCUUAGGUGAUUUAAAUGUUCUCAAGUUUGUAUGACUUGGCAUGAAAAUUUUAAGCAGUAUUUUAUUAAAUUGAUUUUUUUGUCGACAGCAUCGUCCUAAUGUUGUAUUUUACAAAAAAAAUAAACGAGUGGCAACGUC
This is a messenger RNA of Lethenteron reissneri (Far Eastern brook lamprey), 2846 nucleotides long. It is a transcript of the gene PIGQ, whose product is annotated as phosphatidylinositol glycan anchor biosynthesis class Q. Gene Ontology annotation, cellular component: endoplasmic reticulum; membrane. NCBI's taxonomy places the organism in Eukaryota, Metazoa, Chordata, Hyperoartia, Petromyzontiformes, Petromyzontidae. Gene Ontology annotation, biological process: GPI anchor biosynthetic process. The record is from RefSeq and is a predicted model, not a curated record.